AUGGAUAGACUCGCAUUGAGGUCGGCCGGCUUCCGAAGUUGGACGGCGACGAAAUCACCAUGGCAGCGACGAAUAUCUCCCUUCGUGGCUCUGCCAUCAUACAUAUUACGAUGGAACUCGACCUCCACUCCGCCUGCCUCCCCCUUCCCUGUCUUCCGACACGUAAACCAACUCCGCGCCUUGCGCAGGAAGCUCCUCCUUCAAGGACGUACUGUGGGCUUCGUCCCAACGAUGGGGGCUCUACAUGAAGGCCACCUCUCCCUUGUACGCCACGCCCUUCAAGAGAACACUGACGUCUUUAUUUCUAUCUUCGUCAAUCCUACCCAAUUUGCUGCGCACGAGGAUCUCGAUUCCUACCCAGUCACCUGGAAUGAAGACAUGGAGAAACUUCAAAAGCUGCAAAUGGAACACAUCGCGACUGUGGGCCGGUCGCAGAGGCCUGGGGCGAUACGGGGUGUCUUCGCGCCCACUGUCAAGACCAUGUAUCCUACGCUCCCGCCCACUUCAGACAUCGCUGGUCCCGGCUCCUUCGUCACAAUCACGCCCCUUGGGUCUCAACUCGAGGGAGCAUCGCGCCCGAUAUUUUUCCGUGGCGUCGCGACAGUCUGCACCAAGUUGUUCAACAUUGUCCAAGCUGACCGCGUCUAUUUUGGGCAGAAGGAUAUCCAGCAGUCGGUCCUCAUCAAACGUAUGGUUAAGGAUUUCCACAUUCCUACCGAAGUUCGCGUCGUGCCGACGGAAAGAGAAUCGGACGGAUUGGCCAUGAGUAGCCGAAAUGUCUAUCUUGGAGAUCGGCGAAGGGAAGAUGCUACGGUCCUUUCAAGGGCUCUUUUAGCUGCGCGUGACCUGUAUAACACGGGUGUAUUGGAUGUAAGGCGCCUGCGCAGAGCCGCGUUCAACGUCUUUGAGGAGGACGCCGCAAGAAUUAGAAGUGAUGGCCGAGUCGGUCCGAGCGGCCGCCUUGAGAUCGACUACAUUGCGAUGAGCCAACCAGACACAAUGGGAACCAUUAUGGACGACGAGAAAGUCAAUCCGCGCAUCGGCGCCAUCGUCAGUGCCGCGAUGAUCGUCUCUCCAGUCGACAAGCCAAAAACCCAGGAGGAGCUGAAUCAACGGAGCGUCAGGCUCAUCGACAAUGUGAUACUGGAACCCCGCGUAAGUAGGAAAGAGCGGAAGUAUCUCAGACAGCACGCUGCGAAUCCCGGGAAACAUCGCAAAGUUUCACAACUAAGCAUUCGGAAGAUCAGUCAGGGAAGGCAAGAGGAUUUGAGGCCAGAGGAACAGGCUGAUGCUGUGGGAGGAGUACCAGUCGAAGAAUUAAAGCAAUGA
This is a messenger RNA of Fonsecaea multimorphosa CBS 102226, 1329 nucleotides long. RefSeq lists its product as uncharacterized. The coding region runs from base 1 to 1329 and encodes 442 amino acids. The transcript has a single exon. The record is from RefSeq and is a predicted model, not a curated record. Lineage: Eukaryota; Fungi; Ascomycota; Eurotiomycetes; Chaetothyriales; Herpotrichiellaceae. Gene Ontology annotation, biological process: pantothenate biosynthetic process. Gene Ontology annotation, molecular function: pantoate-beta-alanine ligase activity.